CCCCUCUUCCUUCCUCUCCUUCCCCUUCUCUUCCAGGAAGCCUUCCUUGAAUGGCCUCUGUGCCUUUGCUUGGGGACAUCCCUCCCCAUCCUCAGCACUGUGUUCCAGGUCCACAGCUGCUUCCUUGACUUUAGGGCAGGCCAGUCUGCCCAUCCGCCCAGGGGCUCCCAGGGUAGGGCCUGGGUCUCCUUCUUCCUUGAGUUCUGCACGUGUGCAACAUCUAUUCUCCAGGUGUGUCAGAGUAGGUCAGCUGGAGCCAAGUGACAGACACAGUCAGGCAGAGAGCAUCUUGCUCUCCAAGGCCCAGCCCAGGUACGGGAGGGGAUAAAAGUCUCGUGCCAGGGCCCUGGGGCAGAAACACACACACCUUGACCAUCUGUCUGUCUGUCUGUCUGCCUCUGUGCGACUGUCUCAGCCAUGUCUCUUUCCCCGUGCAGGACCAAGAGGGGCUUCAGCGCUCACUCGGCCUGUUCUGCUCUCUUAGGGGGUCGCAGCAAGGGCAGCUUCAGCAGCAGGAGCCUCAGUUCCUUCGAUGGCUGCCGAGGGGCCUCUCGUGGGAGGGCCUGGGGGUCGAGGGGAAGGCAGGGGGUGUGGUUUGGACAGGGGAGUGGGGGGCCUGGGCUUUCCCUGUGCCCUCCUGGGGGCAUCCAAGAAGUGACCGUCGACAAGAAUCUGCUGACCCCACUGAAGAUUGAGAUCGACCCCCAGUUCCAGGUGGUGAGGACGCAGGAGACCCAAGAGAUCAGGACCCUCAACAACCAGUUUGCUUCCUUCAUUGACAAGGUGCGGUUCCUGGAGCAGCAGAACAAGGUCCUAGAGACCAAGUGGCAUUUGCUGCAGCAGUUGGAGGUGAGUGACAGCCCCCAGGGCCUGGAGCCUGUCUUUGAGGACUACCUGGCACAUCUCAGGAGGCAGCUGGAGCAGCUGCAGAGAGAACGAGGGGCUCUGGAUGCCGAGCUGAAGGCCUGCCAGGACCAGGAGGAGGAGCAUAAGGCCAAGUAUGAGGAGGAGGCCCGCAAGCAUGCCACGGUGGAGAAUGACUUCAUGGUCCUCAAGAAGGAUGUGGAUGGGGUUUUCCUGAGCAAGAUGGAGUUGGAAGGCCAGCUGGAAGUUCUGAGAGAAUAUGUCUGCUUCUUGAAGCGUCUGUAUGAAGAGGAGCUGGGCCAGCUGCAGAUCCAGGCAAGUGACACAUCUGUGGUGCUGUCCAUGGACAACAAUCGCUGCCUGGACUUCAAUGACAUCAUUGCCGAGGUCCGCGCCCGCUACGAGGAGAUCACCCAGAACAGCAAGGCUGAGGUUGAGACCCUGUAUCAGACCAAGUACCAGGAGCUUCAGGCAUCGGCCCAGCUUCAUGGGGACAGCAUGAAGGAAACCAAGGUCCAGAUGUCCCAGUUGCAGCAAGCAAUCAAGAGGCUGCAGAGUCAGAUCGCCAGUCUCAAGGAGCAGAAUGCCAACCUGCAAUCAGCCAUUGCUGACGCCGAGCACCGUGGGAAGCUGGCCUUGAAGGAUGCUCAGGCCAAGCUGGACGAGCUGGAGGGUGCUCUGAGAAAAGCCAAGCAGGACAUGGCCCGGCUGCUGCGGGAGUACCAGGAACUCAUGAGCACAAAACUGGCUCUGGACGUGGAGAUCGCCACCUACCACAGGCUGCUGGAGGGCGAGGAGUACUGGAUGUCAGGGGAAUGCAGCAACCAGGUCACUAUCUCGACUGUGGGAGGCAGUGCCGUGGUGUCUGGAGGAGUUGGUGAUGGCCAGGUGGGCACUUGUGGACUCAGAGGACCCGGAGGCGGGAGAGGCAGCUUUGGGUCCGGCUGUUCCAGCAUUGUGACAGGAGGCUUCAAUACCAACUGGGGCUCUGGACAGGGACCUGCUUUGGGUUCCUGCUCUGUGUCUGGCUCUGGUUUUGGUUCUGGCUCUGGCUCCUGCUCUAGCCGCGGUACCAUCCUGAAGAAAACGGUGGAGUCAAGUGUGAAGACGUCCAUCACAUACUGAGUGACACAGCUCCUCCCUCCUGAACCCAUCAGCUCCCAUCUCAUCCCCCAGCUCUGCAUGGUCAACUCCAUGUUCACUGCCUGCAGCUCAAACCAGUCUAUGCGGGUUUGAAGACAGUCAAUAAAGUCCCACCCAUCUGCUGUUCUGAGUGCUCA
Molecule: messenger RNA, 2144 nt
Organism: Ictidomys tridecemlineatus (thirteen-lined ground squirrel)
Lineage: Eukaryota; Metazoa; Chordata; Mammalia; Rodentia; Sciuridae
Gene: Krt78
Product: keratin 78
Biological process (GO): keratinization; intermediate filament organization
Cellular component (GO): keratin filament
Molecular function (GO): structural constituent of skin epidermis
Source: RefSeq, a predicted model, not a curated record